GUGACGCUGACCCUCCCGAGCAGCUCUCUGCAAUGGCCUCGGGGAGCGAUGGGGAUGCUCCGCAGGCCCACGGACGCCGCGGGAGCACCGGGCGCAGGCUGAACCAGGAGCUCAACUCAGAGGACCAGGUGGUGGAGGAGACAGAGGAGGUGUUCUGCAGCUAUGUCUUCCACCGCUACCAGCAGGAGAGGGAGGAGAGAGGGGAGGAACUGCCCAGGGACACAGAGAUUGAGCAAAUCAAGCAGGACCUGGACAGCACGGGCAGCCAGGUGGGACAGCGCUUGGCCAUCAUCGGCGACGACAUCUACCGGCGAUACGACGCCGAGUUCCGCAAGAUGCUGGAGACCCUGCAGCCCACCAAGGGCAAUGCCUACGAGCACUUCACCACGAUAGCCUCCAGCCUCUUCGAGAGUGGCAUCAACUGGGGCCGCGUGAUCGCUCUGCUGGGCUUCGGGUACCGCAUGGCGCUCCACGUGUACCAGCACGGCCUGACCGGCUUCCUGCGCCGCAUCGCGCGCUACGUGGGGGAGUUCAUGCUGCAGAACCGCAUCGCCCACUGGAUCGCCCAGCAGGGAGGAUGGGUGGCUGCGCUGGAUCUGGACAAUGUUUACAUGAAGUACAUGGUGGUGGUGGCCCUGAUCGUGGUGGGGCACCUGGUGGUACGACGCUUCUUCAGGUCCUGA
Acanthisitta chloris (rifleman) is the source of this 683-nucleotide messenger RNA. RefSeq names its product BCL2-antagonist/killer 1 (gene BAK1). Gene Ontology annotation, cellular component: mitochondrial outer membrane. The annotation marks the transcript as partial. Gene Ontology annotation, molecular function: protein heterodimerization activity; protein homodimerization activity. The record is from RefSeq and is a predicted model, not a curated record. The transcript is spliced from 5 exons. NCBI's taxonomy places the organism in Eukaryota, Metazoa, Chordata, Aves, Passeriformes, Acanthisittidae. Gene Ontology annotation, biological process: intrinsic apoptotic signaling pathway in response to DNA damage; regulation of apoptotic process; extrinsic apoptotic signaling pathway in absence of ligand.